AUGGUCAUCCCCAUUCUAUGUUCAUUGGUGAUCCUCUCUGCCAUUUUCUUUUGUUUAUGGAGGAGGAGAACAUGUUCAAAGUUAUCCAAUAUUGAAAAUGAGGAAAUUACAGACGUGCAAGAUCUGUUAUUUGAUUUAGGCACACUUAGAGUUGCGACUGAUAACUUCUCUGGCAUGAAUAAGCUUGGAGAAGGUGGGUUUGGGCCAGUUUACAAGGGGGUAUUAUCAGAUGGCCGGCAAAUAGCUGUGAAAAGACUUUCCAGAAGGUCACGACAAGGAUUUCUAGAGCUAAGAAAUGAGGUUAUGUUUGUUGCCAAGCUUGAACACAGAAAUCUUGUAAAGCUACUGGGUUGUUGUUUAGAAGAGAGAGAAAAGUUACUUGUCUACGAGUUCCUCCCGAAUACAAGCCUUGACAAAUUUUUGUUUAAUCCUACUAAACGUGGACUCUUGGACUGGGGAAAGCGCUAUAUAAUUAUCGAAGGAAUUGCAAGAGGGCUUCUUUAUCUUCACCAAGAUUCUCGAUUCAAGAUUAUCCAUCGGGAUCUAAAAGCAAGUAAUGUAUUGUUAGAUCAGUACAUGAAUCCCAAGAUUUCAGACUUUGGUCUUGCAAAGCUCGCUGAAUCAGAAAAAACGCACGGAUGUGCUAGUAAAAUUGCUGGCACAAAUGGAUACAUGGCUCCGGAAUAUGCAAUGCAGGGGCAUUUUUCAACUAAAUCAGAUGUAUUUAGUUUCGGAGUUCUAAUUCUAGAGAUUGUGACCGGUCAAAGAAUCGGUGACUUCCAUGGAUCGGGUUGUGCUACCAACCUCCUAAGCUAUGUCUGGGAGCACUGGAGCAAAGAUAUGGCUUUGCAAAUAAUAGAUCAUAGCUUAGGUGAAUUAUACCAUAGACAAGAAGCCUUGACAUGCAUCCACAUAGGAUUACUCUGUGUUCAGGAAGACUCGAGGAAGAGACCUUGCAUGGAAUCUGUUGUUCUAAUGCUGAGUAAUUACUCCAUUACACUUCCGACUCCUUCAAUGCCUGCAUAUUUUGUUCCAAGCAGAGCAGCCAAUGAUUCAAAUGUGACUUCCAGAAUUGCCGAUUCCAGUCCUAGCUUGUCAUCUAUACAUAACAUGUCAAUUACUGAAAUAGAGCCCCGGUAACAAAUUGUGUGAGAUAUCUGAUGAUUGUCACUGAUGAGAACAAGCACAAUAGUCUCGGCGGGCUGCUCUUCCAGCAUCAAUAAUUCAGCUGUUUCUCUUGGCGUUAUCCGGCUGGCACUACUAUUGCACGCUUCUUGCCAGCAAUGGCCAGGUUAUUUUGUUAUUUCAAACUUAAAUUUUUACAGUGCAAAGUAUGAGCUAUUUUAGAGUGUCUGGAAUUUUGAAUUAGGGAUCUUUGUUAGAUGAUUGUAUGAGUAUUUGGAGUUUUUUCAACUUUUUUCUCUACUACCUUGUUGUACCUUUUUUCUAUCUUUAAUAAAAUUCAGAUAAGGUUGUCCCCCUC
Molecule: messenger RNA, 1483 nt
Organism: Elaeis guineensis (African oil palm)
Lineage: Eukaryota; Viridiplantae; Streptophyta; Magnoliopsida; Arecales; Arecaceae
Product: cysteine-rich receptor-like protein kinase 10
Biological process (GO): protein phosphorylation
Cellular component (GO): plasma membrane
Molecular function (GO): protein serine/threonine kinase activity; ATP binding
Source: RefSeq, a predicted model, not a curated record